This is a messenger RNA of Candida albicans SC5314, 222 nucleotides long. Its product is annotated as ubiquitin-like protein. The transcript has a single exon. Gene Ontology annotation, cellular component: nucleus; cytoplasm. Gene Ontology annotation, molecular function: protein tag activity. Bases 1 to 222 code for a protein of 73 amino acids. Lineage: Eukaryota; Fungi; Ascomycota; Pichiomycetes; Serinales; Debaryomycetaceae. Gene Ontology annotation, biological process: mRNA splicing, via spliceosome; protein modification process. The record is from RefSeq and is a predicted model, not a curated record.
AUGAUUGAAAUACAAGCUAAUGAUAGAUUAGGUAAAAAAAUCAAAUUGAAAUGUCUUGAAACUGAUACAAUUGGAGAUGUUAAAAAAAUACUUGGAUUACAAAUUGGUACUCCGCUGGAAAAGAUUAUUUUAAAGAAAGGGUACCAAGUUUAUAAAGAUCAUAUUACUUUAGAUGAUUAUGAAAUACAUGAUGGGUUCAAUUUUGAAUUAUAUUAUGGUUAA